UUAUAUUGUUGCUACUUAUGAACCUUCUAGCUAUUCUACAUUUGGAUUCUUUGGAAUGUUAGUGAUUGGUUGUUUUUGGUGGAGGAUGGCAUGCAUUAGAUUAGGAUGGAAAAUUGUUAAUGCUGUGCACUUCUUGGUUUUUGCCUUGAUUCAUUUCCAAAGCUCGAACUAGGUGAGGGAUGCUAAAGAAAACCAAGAAACGACAACCAUUUUGUUUUAUAUACUUGUGCAUCAAAUGGCAACUGAUGGUAUCAAGCUCAUGAAAUGAUAGCUAAGUGCUUAGUUAGGAUUUUAUUUUUCCAAUAUUUUGUAAGCCUGUUUAAAGUGCUCAAUAUUUUCAUUUGGUCAUUGAUAUAAACAAUGCAUGAUGCAAACGGUUGAUUAGGUCUGCAAAGUGGAAAGCUCUCAUCUAUGACAACUAUUAUCUGGAUAACAAAACCCAAGCAUGUAUGAUUGAAGCUAAGAUUAUAGGUGGGGUCAGCCAUAUGACUUGUAGAACUUGGUAUGUGGCAUGUGCCUACAAUGGUUAAUGUUGUUUGGAUUAGCUUAAAAACAUUGCUUGUCCCUGUUAUAAUAGGUGUCAGCCAUUAAUGAAGUGUCUGGUUGGAUCAAUUAUUUUGGUUCUUUUGUUGUUGCAUAGACAGUUAUCGGACAAAGAAACAAGUAUGCUUUUAUAUGUUCCAGAUACCUGAAAUUGCAUAUGGAUCAGUGCUCACACGUUUAGCAUUUAGAUGGUGGUUGCAUCUAUCCUUAUGGUUGUGUUCCUGGUUACAUUUCCUUCUGAGUGUAAGAUGAAUUGUUGACUAAGUUAUCCUUGCCUUGUAUGAUUUUUUGAAUUAAAGGACAAAUAUACUUGUGGUUUGAGUUAAAUCCUCGUAAAACUCUCUCUCUCUCUCUCUCUCUCAUGAUCAGGGGCUUGAGAGAGAAUUAAUUAGUAAUUGCACCAUGGGGUAUUUUCUUGGAAGGAUAAUCUUAUAUUAUUAAUUAUUCCAGCUCAAGUUGCAAUGGAUUGAAAUUAUACGUCAUUUGAGAUAAAAAUAGAAUGUGUUGGAGCUUUUUAAGAAAUGCAGGAUAUGGUAUUAUUGUUAUUUUAUAAAAUAUUAUGAUAGUUAUAGAUUGCAUUUUUUAUUCUAUAUAUGCAUUAGAUAUGUUGGCAUAGGAUGGUCGACGGAUCUUUUCAAUAAAAUUUGACGUACUUAAAAGAUGUUAGAAGAAUGGAGGAAAAGUACUCUAGUGCCUUUAUACAAGAAUAAAGGUGAUAUACAAAAUUGUUCAAAUUAUUAGGGAAUAGAACUUACAAGUCAUACUAUGAAACUUUAGGAGAGAGUAAUUGAACAUAGGUUGCGACAUGAAGUCAUUAUUUCUGAAAACCAAUUUAGGUUUAUGCUAGGACGCUUUACAACAGAGUCAAUUCACCUAUUGAGGCUUUUGUUGGAGGGUUUUCAAGGCGAGAAAUAAAGAUUUACAUAUGAUAUUUAUCAACUUGGAGAAAGCAUACAAUAGAGUUUCCUGAGAGGUGUUUUGGUAGGCUUUAAUGAAGAAAAAGUUCUUUUAAAAUACAUUAACAUAGUUAAAGAUAUGUAUGAAGGAGUUGUAACAAGUGUGAGGAUGUCUGGAGGCUUGAGUGAUAGCUUUCCCAUUACCUUAGGAUUGCAUCAAGACUCAUCACUAAGUCUAUUUCUUUUUGCAUUAAUUAUGGAUGAGCUCACUAGACAUCCAAGAUAAGGUGCCAUGGUGUAUGUUAGUUGCCGAUAAUAUAGUCUUAUUUGCUAAAACUAGUGAUGAUCUUAAUGCGAAAUUAGAAAUAUGGAAGCAUACACUGGAGUGUUGAGGCUUUAAAUUGAGUAGAAAUAAAACUGAAUAUAUGGAAUGUAAGUUUAAUAGUUAUAGGGAAGCAAAUGCUAGUGUGAUUAAGUUGGAUGGUGAGGUAUUACCAAAGAAUAGUUAUUUUUUAUAUUUAGGAUCAAUUAUUCAAAGCGAUGUUGCGACAGAAGGGGAUGUAAAUCAUAGGAUUCAAGCAAGAUGAGUGAGGUAGUGAAGUGCAUCAGGUGUGUUGUGUGAUCGCAACAUGCCUUUCAAGUUAAAGAUGAAGUUAUAUAAAACAACUGUAAGGCCUGCAUUGUUAUAUGGGAUUGAGUGUUGAGCCAUUAAGAAACAACAUGAGAAGAAAAUGAGCAUAGUUGAGAUGAGAAUGCUUAGAUGGAUGUGCAGUAAGACUAAAAGAGACAAUAAAAAAUGAAUAGAUUUGAGAAAAAUUAUGGGUAGUCUGAAUUGAGGACAAGAUAAAAAAAGACCAUUUGAGAUGGUUUGGACAUAUAAAACGUAGGUCUAUCUGUUUACCAAUUAGUAGAAAUGAGUUUUAGGAUUUGAGAGAGACUAAAGCUUCUAGAGGUAUACCACGAAAGACGUGGAUACAAGUAAUAAGAGGUGAUAUGAGGGUAAGGAAGUAGAUUAAAAUCUUGUUUUUUUAUAGAAAUGAAUAGUGCAAAAAGAUUCAAAACUAUUACCUAAGAUGAUUUUUUUGGUCUUUCAUAUAGCUGACCCCAGAGUUAUGGAAUAUAAAGCUUAAUUUUUUGUUGUUGUUGUUGUUGUCAUAUGCAUUAGAUAUGUAUUUGGAAUGAUAUUGAAUUUUAUAAGAAUUUGCACUCAUGCUUCUGCUUAAAUAAUGGCGAAACUUGUUUCUAGUUAAGGUAAGAUUGUAGAGUCAGAUAAAGAAAUAUACGAGCUGUGGUUAAGAAUAUUGAUUCUUUAUAAAAGCAACCAAAACCCUAGUAUCAAUUAAAGAUUUAUCUUGUUUGUUUUUAACUAAGUUAAGCAUAUAGAAAAUUAUCCACUUGGUAAUGCAUUUAUUUUUCAAUUAGUUUUCAAAUUCAAAUUUAUAUUUUUAUCAAGAGAGUUUUUCUUCCUUUGGAUCAGGCAUCUAAACUUGAAGCUGUUAUCUCUGUCUAAAGGCUUGAAGGAGUCUUAAGCUGCAAAUUGUGGGUUUUGAUUGGAGUACCUAGUUGAGGAAGAAACAAAUUAAAGUACCUCAGAAUUAUGGAGUGUAACAAAGAUGAGGCAUUCAGGGCAAAAGAGAUUGCUGAAAGGAAGGUGACAGAGAAGGAUUAUGCUGGAGCUAAAAGGUUUGCUUUGAAGGCUCAAAAUUUGUAUCCUGGGCUUGAUGGUAUUGCCCAGAUGUUGACUGCACUUGAUGUGUAUAUUUAUGCAGAGAAUAAAGUGAGUGGGGAAGCUGAUUGGUAUGGUGUGCUUGGUGUGAAUCCAUUGGCUGAUGAUGAGGUGGUGAGAAAACAAUACAGGAAGCUGGCUCUGAUGCUUCACCCUGAUAAAAACAAGUCAGUAGGUGCGGAUGGUGCAUUUAAGCUUGUUUCGGAGGCCUGGAGCUUGUUAUCAGAUAAGGCUAAGAGAUUAAAGUACAACCAGAAAAUAAAUUUCAGGGGAACACAACAGAAGUUUCCUACACAGAGUGGGGUUUCAUCAAUGCCACCCAGAACAAACGGCUUUCACUGUUCUAGUUCUAACAUCACGUCAAAUGAUAGGACUCAGAACAGUAAUAGUCGGGUAGGUCAAACCUCAUUUCCUUCUUCUAAUAAAAAGCCUGCUACCUUUUGGACUGUUUGCAAUAGAUGCAAGACACAGUAUGAAUACCUCAGAAUUUACCUGAAUCACACACUUCUAUGCCCUAAUUGUCAUGAGGCCUUUUUGGCUUUAGAAAAGGCCCCACCUCCAAAUGUUUACAGGUCAUCAAAUUGGUCUAGCCAACAGCAGCAGGCUUCAGGGCAUCAUGCUGCAAAUAAUAAUCCAUUUAACUAUGGAGCAAAUUCUUCUAGAUAUAAAAAUUUAGAACAUGAUGGAUUGGCUGGUCAUGGUUCAUCUAAUAAUACAAGCUUCCAAUGGGGUCCUUCCUCUGGGGCAGCUGGUGUUAGUGGCACGGUUGCACCACCUUCAACCAGUGCUGAAGCUGCAAGUGUUGUAUGGAAGGCACAAGAGAAAGUUAAAAGGGAGCGUGAAGAAGCUCUUAAAGCAGAGAGACUCCUGAAAAAGAGAAGAGAUGAUAUUUGUGUUAAUGGUUACACAGGUAACAUGGCAACUCAAACCAUGGGAAAUGGACCUGGCUUGGGGAAUGCAUUUGAAUCUAGGGGCGUUUUUGAAAUAAGAAGUAUCUAUGGGUACUCUGGUAACUAUAACAAGCACGUCAGUGAGAGAGAAUUGUCAUUGUCUGAAGUUCGAAACAUGCUGGCGGAUAAGGCUCGGACUGCGAUUCGUAGAAAGCUUAAGGAAUUGAGCUUAGUAACUGAAGCCAAAAAUUCUGACAAAGUUAAAGGGAAGGUCAGAGAGAAGGAAAAUUGGAAACAGAGGAGUAUGGCAAAUGGAGGUCGACGUGAUACCAAUAAAGAAUAUCAAGGCAAGCAUUCUCUUCCUGCCCCUUCUCCUGAUGAAUCAGAUACAGGGAUUUCACCAUUGUCAAUAAAUGUACCAGAUCCUGAUUUUCACAAUUUUGACUUGGAUCGAAGUGAAAGUUCUUUUGAAGAUGACCAGGUCUGGGCUGCGUAUGACGAUGAUGAUGGGAUGCCCCGUUUCUAUGCUCGAAUUCACAACGUGAUCUCCUUGAAGCCUUUUAAGAUGAAAAUUAGUUGGCUUAAUUCGAGAAGCAACAGUGAAUUUGGUUUGCUGGAUUGGAUAGGCUGUGGUUUCUAUAAAACGUGUGGGGAGUUCAGAAGUGGCAGACAUGAAAUUAGUGUGAUGCUAAAUUCUUUCUCCCACAAGGUUCAGUGGAUGAAAGGUACACGGGGGAUAAUUAGAAUAUUUCCUAGGAAGGGGGAUAUCUGGGCUCUUUAUAGGAACUGGUCUUCUGAUUGGAGUGAACAUACACCAGAUGAAGUGAUACACAAAUAUGAAAUGGUGGAAGUGCUUGAUGAUUAUAAUGAGGAACAAGGAGUCUCUGUGAUUCCUCUAAUUAAGGUAGCUGGUUUUAGGACAGUUUUUCACAAGCAUAUGGACCCCAAGGAAGUCAGAAGAAUUCCGAAAGAAGAGAUGUUUCGCUUUUCCCAUCAGGUGCCGAAUUACUUGCUGACAGGCCAAGAAGCUCAAAAUGCUCCAAUGGGAUGUCGUGAGUUAGACCCAGCAGCCACCCCUUUGGAGCUUCUUCAGGUAAUUAAUGAAGCCAAUGAAGCACCUGUGGAAUAUGAUUCUCGGAAAACUGAGAAGGAGAUGUUAAAGAGUGCAAGAGAAGGCGAGGCAGAUGGAGUGGGGGAGAAUUGGUCAAAAUCCCAGGAUGGAUAGUUUGUAGAGAAUCGCAAAUAAACUAAGGAUGAUUAACUGAUGGUGCUUGCCAUGAGAACCCUAGGAUGCUGAUGUGUAGAUGAUGCUGAAAAGGCUAAGAGUAUACUAUAUGGAGGCUGCUGACUACACCGGCUUGGUGACUUUUGAUACUGUAAGCUUGGUCCAAACUGUAGAAAUUGCUUCUUUUUGUGUGCCAUAGUUGGAUCCAAGUGUGGUCCAUUUUUUUUAUAGUAAAGCCUCAUUUAAAAAUUCAUGCUUGACCAUACUCAAAAUUUAAUAGGAGUUGCUUCUUGAACUGUAUUCCUGUUGUUCGCGUAAGGUUUUUUUUACUAUACAGUUGUCCUUGUAUGAGCUAUGCCUUAUCCUAUAGCCCUUAGAACCUGUUCGCCGAAUGAAUACCAAAUGAAGAAAAGAUCUCUUUCCCAACAUCUCGUGAGAAAAAACUAGCAGAAAUCAACACCUUGUUGACAUCUUGUCCACAAUUUUAUUGGAGAAAACCCAUUCCCUUAUAGAUUAUAACUACUAUUCAUAGACUUAGAUGUAUAGAAUUUAGGGUAUUUAGCAUCUUCCAUGUUGUUGUUUACAAGGCAUCAUUAGGGUAUUUAGCAUCUUCCAUAUUGUUGUUUGCAAGGCAUCAUUACAGAUGACUUGUCAACAAUUGAACGGAGAACCUUAGGACCAAUUUUAUUUGUUUAAUUGGAGGGCUUAUGUCCAGAAGAGAAGACCGUGCAAGUUUAGAAUAAAAAAAAAAAGUAUACAAGGAAGUUUUAUAGGGAAUUCCAUUUUUAGGUCACAUUCAAGGAAAUUUCAGGCUCCAACUUCCAAUUCCACGAGGAAAAUUUUUUUUAGCUUUGUUUCUGAUGGAAGUAUACUACAUGCACUGUUAUAUGCAUACACAAAUUUUUUAUAAUGGAAGUCGCAAUCUUCAAAAAAGAGUUUUAUAAUCAUGUUUUUCAUCUACUUGGAGCUCAUA
Messenger RNA from Durio zibethinus, 6253 nucleotides. The record is from RefSeq and is a predicted model, not a curated record. Lineage: Eukaryota; Viridiplantae; Streptophyta; Magnoliopsida; Malvales; Malvaceae.